Trypanosoma conorhini is the source of this 330-nucleotide messenger RNA. RefSeq lists its product as uncharacterized. The transcript has a single exon. The coding region runs from base 1 to 330 and encodes 109 amino acids. The record is from RefSeq and is a predicted model, not a curated record. NCBI's taxonomy places the organism in Eukaryota, Euglenozoa, Kinetoplastea, Trypanosomatida, Trypanosomatidae.
AUGACGCCGGCGGCGCGGGUGUGCAACUUCUCCAGGCGCUCCAGCGCCGACAGCGAAGCCGUGUUGCGGCGCGCCACUGCCCGUAGAGGGAGUUGGGGGACCCACCAGCGAGGGUCUUGGGCAGCGGACGCGGUAUUUUACAUUUUUGGCUCCCAUGUUCUCGCUGACACCGCCUCGACCUCCAUAAGUCUUGUUUUUGCGACGGCGAAGGAUUCCCGCGCCUGCCGGCCGACCCCGCGCAAUGGCUGGAUCAAAACCGCCCCAAGAAUCGCGGGAGGCGAUCCUCCACCAAGCGGGCCCCUCCCGCGUGCAGUUCCCUGCUGUCCGUGA